Zophobas morio is the source of this 830-nucleotide messenger RNA. RefSeq names its product probable chitinase 10. The record is from RefSeq and is a predicted model, not a curated record. The coding region runs from base 63 to 785 and encodes 240 amino acids. Gene Ontology annotation, cellular component: extracellular region. NCBI's taxonomy places the organism in Eukaryota, Metazoa, Arthropoda, Insecta, Coleoptera, Tenebrionidae. Gene Ontology annotation, molecular function: chitin binding. The transcript is spliced from 5 exons.
UGCACUUAUCAGAAUAUCUAUAUAAACGAAUCACAGCCCGCCGUUUCAUUCAUUCAUUCAAGAUGUACACCCAAACUUUUGUUGUGGUACUAAUUUCGUGCGCCUUUGCGGGAGCCCAGUGGACGCCCGAUCCCUUUUGUCCUUACCCAUCAUACGAAGUCACCCGGUACCCGUACUAUGGCGACUGUUCCCUCUACUGGGAGUGCUUCGAAGGGACAAAGUACGUCAUGGAAUGUCCUGAAGGACUCGAAUUCAACGCGCCGCUGCAGCAAUGCGACACACCGUCGAUAGCCAACUGCGAUCCUCUUGCUUCCACCACUGCUAAUCCAAACCCACCCACUUUUAGUGUCGGACCGACGAGCUCGGAUGGGCCUGGACCCGACUGUCCGAAUUCAGAAGAAAUUACGUACUAUCCGUACGAUGGCGACUGUACCAUGUACUGGGAGUGCUACGCUGGUAAUCACUACCUCUACAAUUGUCCGGAUGGUCUCUGGUGGCACCAAGCCAUAAGUGAGUGUGACUACCCUGGAGAUUUCUGUGGCGCGUCUACACUAACAGAUGGUACCGGAUCAACUGAUAUUCCUACGACCAAAGGCACUCCCGAUCCUUUGUGUCCUCUUCCCGGGGACGAAGUCACCUAUUAUCCUUAUCCUGGCGAUUGUACGAAGUACUGGGAGUGUUUCGCUGGGGAUAAGUACGAAAUGACGUGUCCUGAUGACCUGUGGUGGCACGAGGAAAUAAGCGAGUGUGAUUAUCCCGGAGACUUUUGUACCAAUGAAAUUUAAUUUUGAAUUAUAUUAGUUCUGAAUAAAGAUGUUUGACGUUUAAAA